UUGGCUGUGAGUCAGCCUUGGUGCAGGAUCUGAUCCGGAUUGUGGGAUGGUAUUUAUGAAACAGACUGAAUGAAUCGUUGUCCGUGUUCAAACACUUGUCUCGGAAAAUCAGACCUCCAAUAGCGUCUUAAAUGAAAGAUUGCAUCGCUGAUGAACACAGGAGGACAACGAGCCUAUUGUUUUUACAUUUCCAGCAGCUGACACGUAAAACCUCAUGUCGCCUGAAAAACGGAGCAGCUGGCACGGAGCGCAGAGGAUGAAGACGAUGCUGAGGCUGUGGAGAUGAGAGGUAUUAAUAGGAAGGCUUGAGUGUCACAGACUUUCACUGUCGAGACCGGUGGGCUUGGUGGAGUGUCGGUGGACCGGGUUUGGGGGGGCUUUUUGAUCCAGACUGCGCAGUUGGACUAAGAAAACCAACAAGGAUUCACUGCUUAUCAAAGAGGCAACAUCAUGGAAGUGUUAUCAGCUCUUAAUUUGGGCGAUUUUGCCCAAGUAUUCUCCAAAAUGGGAAUGUUUCCUGUGUUUGAUGUCGCUUAUUACAUCGUGUCCAUCAUCUACCUCAAGUAUGAGCCAGGCUCAGUGGAGGUUUCUCGCAGGAGUCCCGUGGCCUCCUGGCUCUGCGCCAUGCUCUACUGCUUUGGUAGUUACAUCCUGGCAGACAUCAUGCUCGGAAGCAGCCCCAUUGACUAUUUCCAACACAACAGCCACAUCCUGCUGGCUUCAGCUGUCUGGUACCUCAUCUUUUACUGCCCGCUGAACCUCUUCUAUAAAUGUGUGGUUUUCCUGCCCGUCAAGCUGGUGUUGGUUGCCCUGAAGGAAGUCGUCCGUACUCGUAAGAUUGCCGCCGGUGUUCACCAUGCCUUUCACGCCUACCACCACGGCUUCUUCAUCAUGGUCAUCGUGGGAUACGUUAAAGGGUCCGGAGUGGCUCUCAUUUCCAAUUUUGAGCAGCUGCUGCGUGGUGUGUGGAGGCCCGAAACCAACGAGAUCCUCAACAUGUCAUUCCCGACCAAAGCCAGUCUGUACGGAGCCAUCCUCUUCACCCUGCAGGAGACUCACUACCUGCCAGUGUCCAAGAGCACCCUCAUCCUCGUCUUCACCCUCUUCAUGGCCACAAGCAAGAUUGUGAUGACCGCCCGACACUCUCACGGCUCCCCUUUCGCUCUCAUUGAGUCCUGGGUUUGCCACCUGCUGUUCGGCUCUCCUCUGGGUGGAUCUGAGGAAGACCAUCAUGCUCCCGCUGCCCCAUCUUCACCUCUCAAAACCAAGGAGGAGCUGAGCGAUGGUGCACGCAAGAGGAAGGCCAAGAAAGCUGAGUAGGAUGUCGUGUUGCCAGAGUGAAAUUGCAUCUGACUCGCCCCCAUCAUGGACUCCAUGUGAUGGGACUUCCCAUUCCUUUCCAGGGAAAGGGGCAGCUUGAUGUUUUACCAAAUGAGACCCUUUCUAUUAGAGUAAAAUGGUGCUUUCUGCAUUUUACACAGCACGAGGACUCUGUAAAUACCAUGGCAAAUGUUUCACACUUCAACCCAACCUGGACAUUUUAGACCUGUUUAUUUAUGUGUUUUUGUGAACAUCUGCAUCUGUGCUCAACACUGUGUGGUGAUCCACGUGUAGGAGCUGCAUGGGCCUCUGUUCCACAUCAGUAGUUGUGUUACCGGGUGUCAGUGGUUUUCUUUAAGUCCACCAAACCUUAUUUCAGUUCAGAAAGAGCUAGAAAAUACUAAUUUAAUCAGAAAUUAUAAUGUGAAUAAAGCAUUAUGUGAAAGAACACUGCUGCUUUUUACAUUAAGAUGAGGACAACUUCAUGUCUUUAAAUAAAAUCAAGAGAAACAUUGUG
Larimichthys crocea (large yellow croaker) is the source of this 1837-nucleotide messenger RNA. RefSeq names its product transmembrane protein 38A (gene tmem38a). The coding region runs from base 451 to 1320 and encodes 289 amino acids. The transcript has 6 exons. Gene Ontology annotation, biological process: potassium ion transmembrane transport. Lineage: Eukaryota; Metazoa; Chordata; Actinopteri; Sciaenidae. Gene Ontology annotation, cellular component: membrane. The record is from RefSeq and is a predicted model, not a curated record. Gene Ontology annotation, molecular function: identical protein binding; potassium channel activity.